This is a messenger RNA of Phasianus colchicus (ring-necked pheasant), 2668 nucleotides long. RefSeq names its product proline rich 7, synaptic (gene PRR7). Lineage: Eukaryota; Metazoa; Chordata; Aves; Galliformes; Phasianidae. The record is from RefSeq and is a predicted model, not a curated record.
CUUGUUGAAUUUCGGGUAGAGCUUUGCUAAUGGUGGAGACUGCAGAUGGUCCUCUGGCUUCUGCAGGGCAGCUUAGGUCACCACAGGGUGCACCGCUGGUUGUCCAAGUGUGUGUGCUGCCAUUCCCUUUGGAACAUGUCCCCAGGGCAGCCCUAGAGCUGAGCCCACUAUGCUUGAAGCAAAGCGCUGCUUGCUGUCCCCUUAUGCAGGGGGACAGCAUCUCCAAGGUCCCCACACCCUGCAGAGCUACGCCAGGGCUUGGGGCCAGCACAGCUGCCAGGAGGGGAUGCGGGGGGGGCAGCCUGGCUAGAGACAUGUGGGGUAAGGCGGUCGGUGGGCUGGGAGCCCAGUGCUGGUAGCGGGGCUGGUGGUGGCCUCGUGCGCAGCGCAGGGUGGCUGCACACAGCUGUGCAGGGAUGAGAAUAGCAAGUAAGGAUCGGUAGCUAGGGAACAGUUGCCAUGGGAGCAGGCUGAGGAGGAGUUCUCACACUCGGAGGGGGCAUCUUGGGGUAAAAUCCAGGAAAUUUCUGCAGCUCUGGAAAAAAGGAAGGCAUGGCAAAGGGGGGAGGAAGCUGCACCCAUGGGAAAGGCUGGUGCUGGUGCCAAUUGGCACUGUCUGGCCUGCAGCACUCAGGCACAAAGUCCUGGGAUCACGGUUUGUUGGUGGGCACUGUGGCUGUGGCAGAGCUGGGCCACUGAGCAUCCCACAGAGCCACAAAUAUCGCACAAAAGGUGCUUGGCCUUGACCAGCGGCACCUCAGCCCUGGUGCCUGGGGGUCCCUUGUCCCCAUCUUCGUGCCCACAGAUAGGGAGCAGCAUGCAGUGUCCAUGCUGCUGCACAGCCCCUGGAAAAAGCCAGAGCCAAGAAACAAUCCCCUGCGAGCUGGGGGCCAGCAAGGGGCUGUGGGGUGCUCAGUGCCCUGCCCUGAGCCGUGGGGUGGUGGAGGCAGUGCCGAGCACGAUUUUCAGGGGUGAAGGAUGCUCUCAGCUGUUGCCUGGGCAACGGCUCCGCCUCCAGCCCACCAUGUGGCUCAGGGAGCGCUCCCCCGCCUGUCUUCCCCCCCCCUCCCCCCCCACCGCCGUGGGGAAGGCAGCUCCCGGCCCCGGUGCUGGCGAGGCCGCGGGCCCGGCUCCCAACGCGAAACCGGCGCCCGAUCCCCACCACCCAUCCUCACCCUGGCCUGACGAUGCCCUCCGCGCCCCGUGCCUUGUCCGUACCCGUGGGGAGCCUCCCAGCCCCACCGCCCCCCCCCGGCGCUGCCCUGCAUCCACCGAGCCGUGCCGCGCUGUGAGAGCCGCCGCCGGAGCCGGGUUGCAGCGAGGGUUUCCCCCAGCCCCGUCCCCGUUGACCCCCUCCCAGCAAUGGGCAGUGGCUGGGCCGGGCACCGUGCCAUCCCUGUGCCCCCCCACCUGACCCAGCCCCGCGGGCCCAUGGCGAGGACGGAGCCCUGACGGCAGGUGCCCACGGGCCAGGAGGAGACAGUGGUGGGCACGGCAUGGGGAGGCCAUCAGCCGCCUUGAGCGCAUCGUCCCUACCGCCACCCUGAGCACCCCUAACCCAACCCCGAGGGCAGGGAGAGGCGGGGGCCUCCCGCACGGGCCGGCGGCAAAGAUGGUGAUGUCCCAGGGCACCUACACCUUCCUCACCUGCUUCGCCGGCUUCUGGCUCAUCUGGGGGCUCAUCGUGCUGCUGUGCUGCUUCUGCAGCUACCUGCGGAGGCGCGUCAAGCGGCAGCAGGAGGAGCGGCUGCGGGAGCAGAGCCUGCGUGCACUGGAGCUGGAGCCGCUGCACUACGAGGGCUAUGGGGGCAGCCCCCCCGGCAUGGCCGUCCCCCACCGCGUGCGCCUGGAGCCCCACCACCACCACCACCACCACCACCACCCCCACAUCCCACCCCCCCGGCCCUGGAGCUGCCGGCACGGUAAGGAGCGGCCGCGGAGCGCGCGUCCCCCCCAGUGGGGAGCACGACGGUACGGGGGCCACGCUGACGCCGAGGGGGGGCUUUGCCCGGCAGAGUCAGACCUGUCGAAGCCGCCGUGCUAUGAAGAGGCGCUGCUGAUGGCCGAGCCCCCCCCACCCUACAGCGAGGUGCUGAUGGACACGCGUGGGCUCUAUCGCAAGAUCAAUGCGCCCUUCCUGAGCCACGAGCGGCUGGAGAAGCAGGAGCAGCCCCCCAGCUAUAAACCCCUCUUCCUGGACACCGGCUACGGCUCUGCGCUGCACCUGCCCCGCUCAGCCAGCCCCGGGCCAGCCUGCCCGGACCUCUACCUGCAGGCAGAGUGCUCCCCGCGCAUGUUCCCCAGCUGGACGGACUCAGAGCUCAGCAGCAGGGACACCUUUGAGCCGGGGCCGUGGCACCUCCCGGUCUCCAUGCCCCUGUUCGGCAGGACUACGGCUGUCUAAGGGAGGGGCAGCAGCCACCCAAGGGUCCCCCUCCGGUAUGGGGGCACUCAGCUGCCCUCCUUGGGUACCCCAUCCCCGGCGCGGGCCAUCGCCGCCAGCGCGGAAGGGGCUGGUUCCCCCUCUCGCCCCCACCUGUCAUCCCCUGCUGGCACCCCCGCAGCCGGGGGGGCUUGGAGCCGGGCUCGGACUCUGCUCUGUUUCUUAUUUUGUUUGUUACAGUUUGAGAAUAAAAGUUUGUGGAUCCGGCUCGCCUCGGAUCCAUCG